AUGGAGCAAAACACACUUAAAAGAAGAGGUGUUGGCCUUACUGGUGUUGACAAGCAACGGUCAUUCGGAGGCUACACUCUCUUCUGCCCCCUGACUAGCGAUGUAGCCCAUUUGAUUGACAUUGACGGAAACGAAGUCCAUUCAUGGAAGCUACCUGGAAGAAUUGGUCGACAUGCUAGAAUACUGCCAAACGGAAACCUUGCAGUCAAUACAUUACGCCCCGCUCAAGGUAGCACGACUAAAGAUGGUGGUCCCUUUCCUUUCCCAUUCUUCAACAAGUAUGGCGGAGGGGUCAUGAGUGAGUUAGAUCCGACUGGGAAUUUAGUACGCCAGUUCCAAGACUCCUUUGGUCAUCAUGAUCAGUAUCAUUUUGGAGAUGGGAGGCUUCUUUAUACAAGUCUCGAGGCCUUAUCUCCAGAAGAGUCCGCAAAGGUUGUUGGAGGAGUGCGCGGCACUGAAAUCGAUGGAAUUACCUAUACAGACACGAUAAAAGAAGUCGAUGAAAAGGGUAAUCUUGUCUGGCAAUGGAGAGUCUCGCAGCGACUACCUCGGGAUGAGUUUCCUCUUCAACCACACUACACACGCGAGCACUACCCGCUCAUCAAUUCAGUCCUUCCCAUGCGAGAUGGCAAACAUAUUCUAGCAUCAAUGCGGUCAGUAUCCGCAGUGGUAAUCAUCGAGAAAUCCACGGGAAAUAUCGUGUGGAAACUCGGUCCAGAGGUGCUGGCUCAACAGCACAAUGCCACCGAGCUUGAGAAUGGCAAUAUUUUGGUUUUCGACAACGGAGCAUACCGCAACGGCGAGUCAAUUACUUAUAGUCGGGCCAUUGAAGUUGACCGUACGACUAAGGAAAUUGUAUGGGAAUAUCGCGAUCGAUCGCAGAUGCUGUACUUCUUCACUCCUUUCAUGGGCAGUGCUCAGAGGCUCGCCAAUGGUAACACCUUACUGUGCGAAAGUGGCUUCGGCCGGCUUUUUGAAGUCACUCAUGAUGGCUACAUUUGCUGGGAAUAUGUCAAUCCACAUUUUGCCUGUUACGUAGAUGAGGCAACUGCAAAAAUAUUUCCCGGCGAAUCAAACGCAUUAUUUAGGGCAUAUCGCUAUUCGCUGGAAGAAAUUCCUUGGCUGAAAGAAAAGUUAGGCAUAUAG
Molecule: messenger RNA, 1146 nt
Organism: Talaromyces proteolyticus
Lineage: Eukaryota; Fungi; Ascomycota; Eurotiomycetes; Eurotiales; Trichocomaceae
Exons: 1
Coding region: 1-1146 (381 amino acids)
Source: RefSeq, a predicted model, not a curated record